AUGGAUGACUAUAGGAAAUACUUGGCCCAGCAAAUCCUAACGGAGGACAAGCUCGUCACAUAUCGACUUUUGAGUCGCGCAUUAAAAGUCCAUGUCAACACUGCCAAAGAAAUGCUAUAUGAGUUUCACAAGUGGCAAAAUGACAAGCGUCCAGACACCCUCCACGCAACUUAUCUGGUGUACGGGACUCGAAAGAAGCAAGUCGAGGCAAAUGGCGAUGUAGAAAUGACUGAUUCUCAGUCUGAGAACGAGACUGAUGUCUCUUCAAACACCAUGACCCUGGUGCGGGAGGAGAAACUGCAAGAGGCUUUGCAGCAAUAUGAAGAAGUCACGUCCAUACAUGUAUACAGUCUAGCCCCUCACCCCCUCAAGGACUUGCAAUUAUUGGUCGACACGGCUCAGACUGUAGCAAGAAUGACGCUCGAGGAGGACUCGACUGGCUCGGGCAAUGUUUACGGGAUGAUUGCCAAUCCUGGUGUUCGGAAGAGAGAGCGCAAGGGCGGAAUGCCCAAAGCAGCACCAGCUGUGCCAAUUGUCAAGGCCGAGCCUAAAGCACAAGUCAAGCAAGAGUCCCAGCCCGCAGUCAAGGAAGAGCCCAAGACAUUGAAGACAGCACCAACCAAGGAGAUGAAGGGUCCUGUGGCUACUGCUGCGAAGAAAGCUGCGGCUGCUCCCGCUCUAAAGCGUCAGGGCUCCUCGGGGGGCAUCGGUCAAAUGUUUGCCAAGGCAGCGGCAAAGCCCAAGAAGCCUGCCCCUAGAACGACCUCGAAUACACCAUCGGUGAUUGACACCCCCAGCCCGGCGCUAUCUGACGAAGGUGAAGACGAUUCUGAAAUGCCCGACGUCAAGCCUGAUCCAGUAGCCGCUCAAGCCAGAAAGAGCCGGCAGAAUGAACUUCGGAAGAUGAUGGAAGAAAGCGACGAGGAGAUUGAGCCUAAAGCCGAAACUCCGGCAGAAGAGCCCGAGGAGGAGGAGAUGGAAGAGAUACCGGCCGAGCCUGCGCCUAAAGCCGAUGAGGGUCCGAGUGAAGUUGUCUCGAGCACGGGCAACGGCCGAAAGCGCGGCAAGAGGAGAGUCUCGAAAAAGGUUACGAAGAUGGACGAUCAAGGUUACCUGAUUACGUCUCAAGAGCUAGCUUGGGAGUCAUUCUCAGAAGACGAGGCUCCCCCGCCACUCAAAACAAAAGUUGAAAAGACCGAGAAGCCUGCUCCUGCUGCAAAGGGCAAGAAAGGUGGCGCAAAGGGCCAGGGAAGUAUCAUGUCCUUCUUUGCCAAGAAAUGA
This is a messenger RNA of Pestalotiopsis fici W106-1, 1281 nucleotides long. RefSeq lists its product as uncharacterized. Gene Ontology annotation, cellular component: delta DNA polymerase complex; nucleus. The record is from RefSeq and is a predicted model, not a curated record. Bases 1 to 1281 code for a protein of 426 amino acids. Lineage: Eukaryota; Fungi; Ascomycota; Sordariomycetes; Amphisphaeriales; Sporocadaceae. The transcript has 5 exons. Gene Ontology annotation, biological process: nucleotide-excision repair, DNA gap filling; DNA strand elongation involved in DNA replication; DNA replication. Gene Ontology annotation, molecular function: DNA-directed DNA polymerase activity.